GGCGGAGACAUCGACAUCUCAGACGUCAAUCACAAAGCUAAAACCUACCCAAGCCACCAAUUUCUCACCAACAAACAAAGCCGCAUAUUCCACUUCCAAUCUCCACCGUCCAUUUCGAAUCCAACGCCCCGUAAUCAAGCCCCUCCUAAUCACAUCACAUGUUGCCGCUCUAUUAAGCUCCACCACCGCCACCUCACAAGAUCCCACUCCCACCGUCAUGGCCUCUGUAGCACUCACCACCACCCUCCCCUCUCUCCGCCUCCGCCGCAACCCCGCCGCCGCCUCCGCCCUCAAACCCAACCGUCUGACUUCCUUUCCACCUUCCUCACUCAAACCAAACCUCAGAACUUCGAUUUCCUCCUUCCCAAAUAUCUCACUUAAAAAAACGAACCUCGUUCUCAGUCGCAAGCACUCUUCUCUCACUGUUAGAGCUACCGCAGCCUCCAUCACACCGGCUCCGGCUCCGGCGCCGACUCAGCCAUGGCAAGGUGCCGCAAUAAAACCACUAUUAGCCUCCAUCGCCACGGGAGUGAUCCUCUGGUUCACACCAGUUCCCGCGGGCGUAAACCGUAACGCGUGGCAAUUGCUCGCGAUCUUCUUAGGCACAAUCGUCGGCAUUAUAACCCAACCACUGCCCCUCGGCGCGGUUGCGAUAUUAGGUUUGGGCGUUUCCGUUCUCACCAAAACCCUAACGUUCGCCGCCGCGUUCUCUGGCUUCGGUGACCCGAUCCCCUGGCUCAUCGCACUCGCCUUCUUCUUCGCCAAGGGAUUCAUUAAAACUGGCCUCGGGAACCGUGUUGCGUACCAGUUCGUGAAGCUCUUCGGCAGCUCCUCGCUCGGGUUAGGUUACAGCCUUGUCUUCAGCGAGGCGCUGCUGGCGCCGGCGAUCCCCUCAGUGUCAGCGAGGGCGGGCGGGAUAUUCCUUCCGCUCGUAAAGGCGCUGUGCGUGGCGUGCGGGAGCAACGUUGGCGACGGGACGGAGAACAGGUUGGGGGCGUGGCUCAUGCUCACGUGCUUUCAGACUUCGGUGAUUACGUCGGCGAUGUUUCUAACGGCGAUGGCGGCGAAUCCGCUCUGUGCGACGCUGACGCAAAGUUCCAUUAACCAGACGAUUGGGUGGUUGGACUGGGCCAAAGCUGCAAUUGUCCCUGGCCUGGUGUCGCUGGUGUUGGUUCCGUUGAUUUUGUAUGUUAUAUACCCUCCGACUCUGAAGAGUAGUCCUGAUGCUCCUAAGCUUGCGAGAGAGAAGUUGGAGAAAAUGGGGCCCAUGACAACCAAUGAGAAGAUCAUGACUGCUACGUUGUUUCUCACGGUGGGACUUUGGGUAUUUGGAGGACUUCUUAAUAUUGAUGCUGUAUCUGCUGCAAUUCUUGGAUUAUCUGUACUUCUUGUCACAGGUGUUGUUACAUGGAAGGAGUGCUUAGGGGAAGGAGUUGCCUGGGAUACUCUCACAUGGUUUGCUGCCCUCAUAGCAAUGGCUGGGUAUUUGAACAAAUAUGGCCUCAUUUCUUGGUUCAGUCAAACGGUAGUCAAGUUUGUUGGUGGAUUGGGUCUAUCAUGGCAACUAUCUUUUGGGAUUCUGGUUCUUCUCUACUUUUACUCUCAUUACUUCUUUGCAAGUGGAGCUGCUCAUAUUGGCGCCAUGUUUACUGCAUUUUUGUCUGUUUCCACUGCUCUGGGGACUCCGCCAUUCUUCGGAGCCAUAGUGCUGUCGUUCCUCUCCAACCUUAUGGGUGGCCUUACUCAUUACGGAAUCGGAUCAGCUCCGGUGUUUUUCGGUGCCAACUAUGUUCCCCUUGCUAAAUGGUGGGGUUAUGGAUUCCUCAUUAGUAUUGUUAACAUUAUAAUCUGGCUUGGACUUGGAGGGGUUUGGUGGAAAUUCAUUGGCUUAUGGUAAGAGGCCUAUUAUAUAAUUUUGCCUACACAGAAUUUCUAAUCUAAGAAUUUUGUAUACGUUCAUGUAUUAAUCCUCCUUACUAUGGGCAGUUGAAGCAAACUGCUAAUCUUUUUUUUUUCCGAUUCUUUCGAAAAUAAUCUUUUUGGGAGGUUUUGAUGGAGAUUUAGGUGGGAUAUGAAUACAGUUGGUCAUUUUAGACCCGGGUAGAACAUUUUAUUUCAUUUCUGAAGUGUAAGGACAUCCUGCCAUUCAGGAUAUGUUGUAGUUGUAUGCAUUGAAUGUGUUUUUCCACAAAUAAUUAAAUUUUGUAUGCAUUCUUUCA
This is a messenger RNA of Vigna angularis (adzuki bean), 2219 nucleotides long. RefSeq names its product dicarboxylate transporter 1, chloroplastic. Gene Ontology annotation, biological process: transmembrane transport. The transcript has 3 exons. Gene Ontology annotation, cellular component: membrane. Lineage: Eukaryota; Viridiplantae; Streptophyta; Magnoliopsida; Fabales; Fabaceae. Gene Ontology annotation, molecular function: transmembrane transporter activity. Bases 218 to 1897 code for a protein of 559 amino acids. The record is from RefSeq and is a predicted model, not a curated record.